This is a messenger RNA of Vairimorpha ceranae, 378 nucleotides long. RefSeq lists its product as hypothetical. The record is from RefSeq and is a predicted model, not a curated record. NCBI's taxonomy places the organism in Eukaryota, Fungi, Microsporidia, Nosematidae. Bases 1 to 378 code for a protein of 125 amino acids. The transcript has a single exon.
AUGCCACAUAAAUUUCCCAAUCUUCCUCCUGAUUCCCGAGAAGAAAUAAAAAAAACAGCUUACCUGGAUAUACAAAAUAAAAAAUACAGAAUAGUUUAUACAAUGACUGAUUGCAUAGAUGCCACCAAAGAUAUAUUGAAGAUAGAAGUUAAUUCCAAUUUGAAUGAUGUCGUACAUGAAGUAAAUAAAAUUUUGAAAACAAAAUUAUAUCAACGGAUACAUUUAUAUUUAAAAUAUAAAUAUUUUGCUCACCUUAAUGAUUCUGUAGAGAAUGUAUAUAAUAUUUUGAAAACUAGUGAAUAUAAUAUAAAUUUUGCUUUUGUAUUGAGAAAAUACAAAAAUGAUGAUUAUGUUUUGAUAUAUGAUAUUUUUUUAUAA